Molecule: messenger RNA, 1293 nt
Organism: Suncus etruscus (white-toothed pygmy shrew)
Lineage: Eukaryota; Metazoa; Chordata; Mammalia; Eulipotyphla; Soricidae
Gene: MDGA2
Product: MAM domain containing glycosylphosphatidylinositol anchor 2
Exons: 9
Coding region: 1-1293 (430 amino acids)
Biological process (GO): nervous system development
Cellular component (GO): membrane
Molecular function (GO): protein binding
Source: RefSeq, a predicted model, not a curated record
AUGCGAGAGUGUGAGAAAGAAGCAGAUAGAGAAAAACAGCAAGAUUUCCACAAAACCCCCCCUGCUGUGGAACCAGCGUUCCUGGAAAUUAGGCAAGGACAAGAUCGGAGUGUCAGUAUGAGCUGCCGAGUAUUGAGAGCCUAUCCAAUCCGGGUGCUGACCUAUGAGUGGCGCUUGGGCAACAAAUUACUAAGAACUGGUCAAUUUGACUCUCAAGAAUACACAGAGUACCCGGUAAAGAGCCUUUCCAAUGAAAACUAUGGGGUGUAUAAUUGUAGUAUCAUAAAUGAAGCUGGAGCUGGGCGAUGCAGUUUCCUGGUUACAGGAAAGGCCUAUGCUCCAGAAUUCUAUUAUGAUACCUACAAUCCUGUGUGGCAAAACAGACACCGGGUCUAUUCCUACAGUCUGCAAUGGACACAAAUGAAUCCUGAUGCAGUGGAUAGAAUUGUUGCAUACCGAUUGGGUAUUAGGCAGGCUGGACAGCAGCGUUGGUGGGAACAAGAAAUUAAAAUAAAUGGGAACAUUCAAAAGGGAGAAUUAAUUACAUAUAACUUGACCGAACUAAUUAAACCAGAGGCUUACGAAGUGCGACUGACUCCUCUCACCAAAUUUGGUGAAGGAGAUUCAACAAUUCGUGUCAUCAAAUAUAGUGGAGAAUUUCACUGUGGAUUUGAAGAUGGUAACAUUUGUUUGUUCACCCAAGAUGACACAGAUAAUUUUGACUGGACAAAGCAAAGUACUGCAACAAGAAAUACAAAAUAUACCCCAAAUACAGGACCUAAUGCUGAUCGUAGUGGCUCCAAAGAAGGUUUUUAUAUGUACAUUGAGACAUCAAGACCCAGAUUGGAAGGUGAAAAAGCUCGGCUUCUCAGUCCUGUUUUCAGCAUAGCUCCCAAAAACCCUUAUGGGCCCACAAAUACUGCAUAUUGUUUCAGCUUCUUUUAUCACAUGUAUGGACAACAUAUAGGUGUUUUAAAUGUUUAUCUACGUUUGAAAGGGCAGACAACAAUAGAGAAUCCACUAUGGUCGUCAAGUGGAAAUAAAGGACAACGAUGGAAUGAGGCACAUGUUAAUAUAUAUCCAAUUACUUCAUUUCAGCUCAUAUUUGAAGGUAUUAGAGGUCCUGGAAUAGAAGGUGACAUUGCCAUCGAUGAUGUAUCUAUUGCAGAAGGAGAAUGUGCAAAACAAGACCUAACAACCAAGAAUUCAGUUGAUGGUGCUGUUGGAAUUUUAGUGCAUAUAUGGCUUUUUCCAGUUAUCGUCCUCAUCUCUAUCUUAAGUCCUCGAAGGUGA